CUGCCAUCGCAACAUUGAUCCAAACUCAACAAGAAUUAACAGAUGCCCUCAACUUAAGAGGGAAUACAAAUGCCAAUGCGGAUAUAGCACAGCUUGUCCCUAAUACUAAUAACAACACCCCAAAGAUUAGUAUUAGAAUCUUAAAUUACAAGGGCGAAUCACAAGAGAACGUUGUUGCCUGGCUACUCCAGACUAUACCGGGAGCCCUUCAAGUAGUCAACAUUAUAGAAAAAAAAAGGAGAAUUGUUUUAAGUGUGGAAUGUCAGGACAUUAUACAAAAAACUGAUGAACCUAACCAGCCACUGCAUAUCAUAACCAACAAUAGCCUAGAACUAACACAGGUAGAAAAAAAUUGCGAAUGGUUAUUGAAAUUUAACGGCAAAAUCAACGAUCACCCUGCUUGGAUUCUUCUUGAUAGUGGAGCGUCCCGCAAUUUUAUUGACAAAGAUUUUGCCACCCAGAAUAAACUAACAUUAAAUACCGAAACCAUGGUUAUAUCAUGCCAACCCCAGCAUCAAUUGGAGAAAAAAUAUCUUGGUUUUCCCAAAGUUAUUGAAGUCCAAGCAGACUCCCAAAAAACACCUAAGAAUCCUAGUUGUAACUCAGUAUUUAUAUCCCAGCAACAAUUAGCCAAAGUGCCUGACAGUGAAGAAAUUUUUACCCUACAUAUUAGUCAAGAAAGUAAUAAAGACACCAACACCCAACAACCAGAAGUCCAAAAAAUUCUUCAAAAUUUUAAUGAU
Messenger RNA from Racocetra fulgida, 743 nucleotides. Lineage: Eukaryota; Fungi; Glomeromycota; Glomeromycetes; Diversisporales; Gigasporaceae. The record is from the annotation of a GenBank genome assembly.